GAAAACAUUACGUCAGCCUAGCAAUGGUGCUUUAUCAGCACUCGUGGACUCCCGCCACUCCACUCCUCUUCACCCGAAACAUAUCCAACUGGCCGGCGAUUGCCUCCGCCCGUGGCGGCGCUCCUCUAAAAUUUGCCCUCCUCUCCGCUCCUAUCCGACGCUUUCCCUUUGCUUCAGCAUCUUUCAAUCCCAACGAAUCUGGGACAGUAGAGAGCUCUACCUUCGACCGCGUAGCGUACGAAGCCGAGCGGCUACGGUUAGACGCAGCUGCUCGUGACUCAAUGGCGGCGAUGGCGUCGGCUUCAGAGGGAAGUGAAGACGCUGGAUUGUGGAAAUGGAGGAUUCGUAAGAGGAUAUGGGAUCUAAUGGAGGCGGAGGACAUAGCGCGGAACCCUCGUCCUGUGCAUCAUCGCAUCCCGAACUUCGUUGGCGCGCCUAAAGCCGCAGAAUCGUUAGGGCGUCUUGAAGUAUUUCAGAAGGCAGAAUGUGUGAAAGUCAAUCCAGAUUCGCCUCAAAAGCAGGUCCGAUUCUUAACUCUCAUAGAUGGAAAGAAGUUGCUGACCCCUCAACCACGUCUAAGAACCGGAUUCUUUUCGGUGUUAGAAUCUCAGAUGAUUCCGGCUGGAUCCAUAAUGGAGGCAUGCUCUUCAUUUGGCUUUGCAAAAUAUGGGAAACCUAUUGGUUUGGAUGAGAAAAUUAAAGUAGAUCUGUUGGUUAUUGGAUCCGUCGCUGUUGAUCCGUGCACAGGAGCCCGACUUGGGAAGGGUGAGGGAUUUGCUGAACUUGAAUAUGGGAUGCUGAGACACAUGGGGGCUGUUGAUGAUUCUACUUUGGUGGUAACCUCAGUGCAUGAAAAGCAAUUGGUCGAUGACAUUCCUGUGGAAAAGCUUCUCAUCCAUGAUGUGCCAGUGGACAUAAUUUGCACCCCAACAAAAGUUAUUUACACAAACACCACAAUUCCGAAACCUCAAGGAAUCUAUUGGGACAAGCUUUCUCCAGAAAAACUUAGCCAGAUUCGAGUUCUAAGAGAGCUAAAAAAACGAAUAGAGAAAGAAACAGGGCAGGUUUUACCCUCCGGUCCUUCUGAAAAGCUUCCCCCUACAGCCCAAAGGAGAAAACCAAUGUGAGAGGAUAGAUCUGCAAAUACAUUUUGUUUCAUAGGAUGCUGCCAAAACUAUUUUGAUGCUUCGUUUCAUGGUUAUUAUUGCAUAAACUUUAUACUUCAAUAGGUAAUGGAUAAUACUAUUUGUCUGAUGCAUGAAAACUAUUUGGGGGCAUUUACAUACAUACCACACAAUUCU
Phalaenopsis equestris is the source of this 1301-nucleotide messenger RNA. Its product is annotated as 5-formyltetrahydrofolate cyclo-ligase-like protein COG0212. Gene Ontology annotation, cellular component: cytoplasm. Lineage: Eukaryota; Viridiplantae; Streptophyta; Magnoliopsida; Asparagales; Orchidaceae. The coding region runs from base 24 to 1127 and encodes 367 amino acids. The transcript is spliced from 6 exons. The record is from RefSeq and is a predicted model, not a curated record.